This is a messenger RNA of Limanda limanda (common dab), 2502 nucleotides long. It is a transcript of the gene prss12, whose product is annotated as serine protease 12. The record is from RefSeq and is a predicted model, not a curated record. NCBI's taxonomy places the organism in Eukaryota, Metazoa, Chordata, Actinopteri, Pleuronectiformes, Pleuronectidae. Gene Ontology annotation, biological process: proteolysis. The coding region runs from base 1 to 2502 and encodes 833 amino acids. Gene Ontology annotation, cellular component: membrane. Gene Ontology annotation, molecular function: serine-type endopeptidase activity. The transcript has 13 exons.
AUGGGUCUGUCGGUUCUGGAUCUCGCUGUGAGAGUCUCGCUUCUGGCUGCGAUCUGCGGCUCCAGCAGCGUGCCUUCAUUCAUCCUGCCCUUCACCAGCUGCCUGCGGAGCCGCGGGAAGGAGGGCUUCUACCAGGGGGCGAUAGACCUCACCGAGUCCGGCAGCCGGUGCAUGAACUGGACCGAGGUGGCCGGCUUCAGGGAGCGCCACCCCGGCAAAGGGAUCGGAGAGCACAACCACUGCCGCAACCCGGACGGCAGGAUCCGACCCUGGUGCUUCUUCAAGAACCAGAGAGGCAGAGUGGACUGGGGUUACUGCGACUGUAAACAAGGCUCAGCGCGUCUGCAAGGAGGCCGCACCAAGCUCGAUGGGCGGGUGGAGGUCUAUCUGGGGGGAGCGUGGGGGUCGGUCUGUGGCGAUGACUGGGGGGACAAAGACGCUGCAGUCGUCUGCAGACAGCUGGGCAAGGGGAUCUCAGGUCGUGGACGUGCAGUUGCCCUGUUUCGUCCGAACAUGUCCAAACUCCACUGGAGGGCGGUCCAUUGUGAGGGGGCGGAGCCAGACCUGCUUCAGUGUCCUAAGACCACCUGGAAUGGAGGAGAGUGCUCCAUGGUUGCAGCCGUUACCUGCACCCAACAGCAAGAGGUGACGCUCCCUAUAAGGUUGCUGGGAGGUCGAUCGGGGUCAGAGGGCACGGUUGAGGUCUUCCACGCAGGGCAGUGGGGCUCCAUAUGUGACGACCAAUGGGACGACAGUGAUGCUGAGGUGGUGUGUCGACAGCUGGGCCUGAGCGGUGCAGCGAGGGCUUGGGGCCAGGCACAUUUUGGGAAGGGCUCAGGCCGUGUGUGGCUGGAUGAGGUGCGUUGCACAGGCAAUGAGCUCUCGCUGGAGCAGUGUCCAAAAAGCGCUUGGGGGGAACACAACUGUCUGCACGCUGAGGAUGCCGGAGUAUCCUGUAACCCUCUUAUAGAUGGUAGCGUUAGGCUGGUCGGGGGUACAAGCAGCCACGAGGGACGUUUAGAAGUCUACUACGGUGGACAGUGGGGGACAGUGUGUGAUGACGGCUGGGCAGACUCAAACACACACGUAGUCUGUCGACAACUUGGUUACAGGUUAGGCGAGACGCUGCCCUCUGAAGGACUAGACAUCACCCCAGUCCCGCGCUUUGGGGUCGGGUCAGGUCCAAUACUUUUGGAUGAUGUGAGCUGCACAGGGAAAGAACCCAGUCUGUUGCUGUGCAGCAAGAGGGAGUGGCUCCGUCAUGACUGCACACACCAUGAAGAUGUUAAUAUCGCCUGCAGCCCUGAGCACAAUGGAGAGAGUCUUCCUACGAAUGUCCCGGUGAGGCUUGUGGGAGGAGAGAGCCCGAGAGAAGGCCGGGUGGAGCUCUACCUGUCUGGUCUAUGGGGGACUGUGUGUGACGAUGGAUGGACUGAUCGUGAUGCGGAGGUCGUGUGCCGACAGUUGGGCUACAGUGGCAUGGCAAAGGCCCGUGUCAUGGCGUACUUCGGCGAAGGGACGGGGCCCAUCCACGUUGACAAUGUAAAGUGCGGCGGCGAGGAGCGCUCGUUAGCCGACUGCAUCAAACAGGCGCCCGGCACGCACAACUGUCGCCACAGUGAGGACGCCGGGGUCAUCUGUGACUACGGUGUAUCCCAGGCCGGCUACAAAGAGGUCAAAGAUCCUGUCAACUCAAUUUGCGGUCUGCGGCUCGUACACACUCGCCAGCGCCGGAUCAUAGGAGGAGAAAACUCUCUGAGGGGUGGCUGGCCAUGGCAGGCUGCGAUUCGUCUGCGUGGCUCUCGAGGAGAUGGGAGGUUGGUGUGUGGAGCCACUCUCAUCGACUCCUGCUGGGUGCUGACCUCAGCUCACUGCUUCAAGAGAUAUGGAAACAGCACCAAGCAGUAUAAAGUGAGAGUGGGCGAUUACCACUCCCUCGUCCCGGAGGAAUACGAAGAGGAGUACGGUGUCGAUCAUAUCGUCCUCCACCCAAGCUACCACUCCCAUAGCAACGAUAACGACCUGGCCUUGGUGCGUCUGUCGCCGGGGGCCGUGGGCCAGUUCCCCGGAGAGUGUGUGUCAUUCAGCCGUCAUGUCCUUCCCGCUUGUCUGCCCAAGAGGAAGGAGAGAACUCUCAAACAAGCCAGCAACUGUCACAUUACCGGCUGGGGUGACACAGGCCGGUCAUAUUCCAAGACCCUGCAGCAGGCCCCCCUCUCAGUGCUCCCCCGCCGCCACUGCCAGCAGCAUUUCCACGACGCUUUCACGAGCCGCAUGCUCUGUGCCGGCAGCAUCCAGGCGGAGAGGCGUGUGGACAGUUGCCGUGGUGAUAGCGGAGGUCCACUGGUGUGUGAGCGUCCAGGAGGGGGCUGGGUAGUUUACGGGGUCACGUCCUGGGGUCACGCCUGCCGGACACAACAGUCCCCCGGUGUCUACACCAAAGUCUCUUCAUUCAGCUCCUGGAUACGCAAGGUGAUUCGACGGGAUGAGAAAACACGUUGA